This is a messenger RNA of Penicillium alfredii, 2406 nucleotides long. Its product is annotated as putative TBC domain protein. The transcript is spliced from 3 exons. NCBI's taxonomy places the organism in Eukaryota, Fungi, Ascomycota, Eurotiomycetes, Eurotiales, Aspergillaceae. Bases 1 to 2406 code for a protein of 801 amino acids. The record is from RefSeq and is a predicted model, not a curated record.
AUGGUGGAUGGUUUGGCAUCGUUAACGCCUGGGCGGUCGCAGUCCCGGUCGAUUCAGGCGCCCUUGGAAGACGUUCGCCCUGUCUCAUUACCCACGCCCAACGCGCCACUCGCCCCUGAUGGUCGGUCCCUCAGCGCGAGCGCUGCCUCGAGCCCUCGCGACUCCCAGCCUACGUUCCAUGCGAAGGAACCCGGGUUGAUGCCGUCUACACUUAUGGGAACUGGGAGCCGAAUGGCACGCGCCGAGGGCGGCUAUUCUGGAUCCAGGCCGGCUUCGGUGCGCAGCGUUCCUAGCAUUGUUAUAGACCACACGGGCACUCGUCCCAGUUCGCGACCUGGUUCGCGUCCGGGAUCGCGAUGCGAGUUGGAAAGGAAGAUUCAGUCCGAGUCACCUCCACCCGUGCCGCCAAUCGACUCGCCAUUCAAUGGGAUCAGCAUGGACAUUCCCACGGGCUCUCUGGAUGGCCUUGGGCACACCAUGAAAUUCUCGAGUCGCGGGAGCCUCAUCAAAGACAAAUCGAAAAAGCCACAUCGUGUUCAGGAGGCCAAUCCGAAGUCCGAACCACAUCUCGAGGAAGAAUCUGAAGGUCAGGACGCUGAAUCAACACCCGCCCCCUCGAUCUCGACGGGCCCCAAUGAUGCGGAGAAUGCCACGCCGAAGGCGACCCCGCGGCCCGUCCGAACACAAAGCACCCUUCGCCCAAGACAAACCAUUCUUCCGAACCGGGCCAUCUCGGCGGACGAGGACAUGCUGUCGCGACGAGUUCGCCUGAUGUACGAAAAGGGGGAGGACAAUAUCACGGACUCCGAGGUAGCGAACGCAAUGACUUUGGAGAACAGCGUGCUCUGGGAGGAGAACGCGGCUUCUGAUUCAGGAGUCCCACAAACGCUCGCCCCCGAGUCCAACGGGACGGAAACGCGGCAACGGGCCUCGUCCGAGGUAGAGCGCACCAGAAUGAAGAGAGAGACCCAGGAGCUAGCGGGAGGCAUCGAGUAUUGGCAGAAUGUGGGCGCAGGAGAGGUGGACCGCUACGGUUUCAUCCAUGCCCCUGCGGCGAACUCUCCGGAUCGUACGGAGCCUAAUCCCAUACAACGCGUGACGACGAGUCUUCUCCUGGCCUCGGAAACCCCGCGGCGAAAGCGUUCAAUUCGGCCCCCGUCUGCCCUGGCUAGCAAUCGCUCUUUUACGGCGCGUUCUCCAACUCGCAAGUUAUCCCAGAACUCCAUGGGCGCCCGGCCAUCGUCAUCACAAAGCGCACACAGCACGCCCCUGCGACGCUCAGGGUCCCGCUUACGUUCUGCGGCAAACCACCUUCCCCACAACCGAGACCGCAAAUUUAAAGAUGAAGCGGGUGAUAUGCUCACUCUCCCAUUCGAGGCUGUUAAUGGCGAGGGAGAAAACCACUCUCCCUCGCGCGCCAUGCGCAAAAAGGAAUGGGAACGCGAAGAUAAAUGGACCAAGAUGGCUAAACCCAUCAAGAAAAACAACCAUGGGGGAGGAAUGACCUUUGAAUUCGAUACAAAAAGCACCAAGCUUAUCGAGCGCACCUGGAAAGGCAUUCCGGAUCGAUGGCGGGCGACAGCUUGGUACUCCUUUCUUGAAACCAGUGCAAAAAGGCACCCAGGCAGUCCAUCCGAGGAACAGCUCAUUGAAGCCUUUCGCAAGUACCAAUACAUCUCGUCGCCGGAUGAUGUCCAGAUCGAUAUUGACGUGCCACGAACCAUCACUAGCCACAUCAUGUUCCGACGACGUUAUCGGGGCGGGCAACGAUUGUUAUUCCGUGUGCUUCACGCUAUGUCUCUGUAUUUCCCAGAGACUGGCUAUGUCCAAGGCAUGGCGGCUCUCGCGGCCACGCUCCUCGCAUAUUAUGACGAGGACCACGCGUUCAUCAUGCUCGCCCGGCUGUGGCAGCUACGUGGUCUGGGGGAGUUAUACAAAUCCGGCUUUGCUGGUCUCAUGGAGGCUUUGGCCGACUUCGAACGGGAAUGGCUGGCGGGAGGCGAGGUCGCCACCAAACUGAAUGAAGUUGGAGUCCCACCUACCGCGUACGGCACUCGCUGGUACCUCACUCUUUUCAACUAUUCCAUUCCUUUCCCGGCUCAGCUUCGGGUAUGGGAUGUGUUUAUGCUCCUUGGGGACGCUGAAAACAUCAUGGCCCGGCCGACAACAUCGUCUGGGAAGAACGGCAAGGAAGAAGCCCCUGCGAGCUCGUUUGGCCAAGGCCUAGAUGUCCUCCAUGCCACAUCCGCCGCUCUCAUUGAUGGUAUGCGAGAGAUCAUUCUCGAGUCCGACUUUGAAAAUAUCAUGAAAGUUCUCACUAGCUGGGUUCCGAUCAAGGACGUCGAGUUGUUCAUGCGAGUCGCCAAGGCCGAAUGGAAAGUCCAUCGGCGCCGAAGAUCACCCUAA